AUGACCUCCAAAGAUCCCACGGUUAUGGAGGACCGGAGACGCAAUGCGCUGGACCAGCUUCCGCCGCCGGCCAACUCCAACAAGCCCCUGACGCCAUUCAGUAUAGAGGACAUCCUGAACAAGCCCUCGGUAAAGAGAAGUUAUUCUAGCUGCGGGACGGCGCACCUGCUCUCCUCCAGCGAGAAGCUGUCCUCUUCAGGGCAUAGCCUGUCCAGCCGGGCCCUUUUCACCCAAACCUCCCCGCUCUGCGCUCUGGAGGAGCUCGCCAGCAAAACCUUCAAAGGGCUCGAAGUCAGUGUUCUUCAAGCGGCGGAGGGCCGAGACGGCACGACACUAUUCGGUUCGCGGAAUAACCCCAAAAAGCGCCGGAAGUCUCGCACCGCCUUCACCAACCACCAGAUCUACGAGUUGGAAAAGCGCUUCCUUUACCAGAAGUACCUGAGUCCAGCUGACCGCGACCAGAUAGCACAGCAGCUCGGCCUCACCAACGCGCAGGUCAUCACCUGGUUCCAAAACCGGCGCGCCAAGCUCAAACGCGACCUGGAGGAGAUGAAGGCGGACGUGGAGUCGGCCAAAGCCGUGGGAACCGUGUCGUUUGAGAAGAUGGCCAAACUAGCCGAACUGGAGAAAUGCGCAGCUAACGGGGCGCUGGGCCCUAACAGAUCUGAGUCACCCUCGUUAUCGAACCAUGAGCGCAACGCCUCGAACAAACUCUUAUUGUCCUCCCCUUCGUCGCCAUAUACAGACCAUACUAGCAGCAAGGGCUGCUCCGAGGAUGAGGAGAUUGACGUGGAUGACUGA
Messenger RNA from Oncorhynchus nerka (sockeye salmon), 801 nucleotides. It is a transcript of the gene lbx1a, whose product is annotated as ladybird homeobox 1a. The record is from RefSeq and is a predicted model, not a curated record. Gene Ontology annotation, molecular function: sequence-specific double-stranded DNA binding; DNA-binding transcription factor activity, RNA polymerase II-specific. Gene Ontology annotation, biological process: regulation of transcription by RNA polymerase II. The coding region runs from base 1 to 801 and encodes 266 amino acids. Lineage: Eukaryota; Metazoa; Chordata; Actinopteri; Salmoniformes; Salmonidae. Gene Ontology annotation, cellular component: nucleus. The transcript has 2 exons.